Messenger RNA from Folsomia candida, 1329 nucleotides. RefSeq names its product neuronal acetylcholine receptor subunit alpha-7-like. The coding region runs from base 1 to 1329 and encodes 442 amino acids. The record is from RefSeq and is a predicted model, not a curated record. Gene Ontology annotation, cellular component: neuron projection; postsynaptic membrane; synapse. Gene Ontology annotation, molecular function: transmembrane signaling receptor activity; acetylcholine-gated monoatomic cation-selective channel activity. Gene Ontology annotation, biological process: signal transduction; monoatomic ion transmembrane transport; regulation of membrane potential. NCBI's taxonomy places the organism in Eukaryota, Metazoa, Arthropoda, Collembola, Entomobryomorpha, Isotomidae. The transcript is spliced from 2 exons.
AUGCUACUUUCAAAACUAAGCAUCCUCCUCUUAAUUUGUAUCCACUCUGUAAACUCAUCCCGCAUAGAGGACGCCAUAAUUGACCACAUUCUCACAAAUUAUACCCCCCGAAGUCGUCCAGUAAAUUCAAUCAAAACCGUCCUCAACGUUUAUAUUGGGCUCGGCUUGCAACAAAUAGUUGAAGUAAAUGAAAAACAACAAUAUAUUACGAGCGUUGUCCACUUGACGACGCAAUGGAUAGAUGAAUACAUCCACUGGAACGCGUCCGACUUUGAAGACGUCAUCAUGGUGCGAAUCCCUUCCGUCAAAAUUUGGCAGCCCGACAUCUUCCUGUACAACAUGGCGAGUGAUGCAAUGUUCGAAUCUGGCGAGUACCGCGGGAAGUUUAACGUCUUGGUUGGGAAUAAAGGGCUCAUUUACAGCGUUCCGCAAAUGGUGUUGAAAUCAGCGUGCAAAAUGGACGUGACCUGGUUUCCAUUUGAUACACAAAAAUGUCCUCUUAGCUUUGGGAGCUGGACUUUUUCCUCGAUUGAGAUGGACGUAAAUUUGCUGAAGAAUGGGAUUGACUUGGAUAAUUAUAUUCCGCAUGGCGAGUGGAAACUGGUGGGUGUGACGGGUAAAAGGGUGUCCAAAAUAUAUACAUGCUGUCCCGAAGAGUAUUUGACCAUCAGGUUUACCCUGCAUAUUAAGAGGCAGACGAUGUACUAUUUCUUCAAUUUGAUUGUGCCAGCGUUUCUGAUUGGAUUCCUUGCCAUCCUGGGUUUCACACUGCCACCGGACAGCGGAGAAAAGUUGUCUCUCGGGGUGACCGUGUUGUUCAGUUUGAUCGUAUUUCUAAAUCAGAUCACCUCCACCAUGCCGGCCAAUUCGGAUAACGUUCCUCUAAUCGGGACAUACUUUAACUGUGUCAUGUUCACCAUUGCGUUAUCCGUGGUGAGCACGAUCAUAGUAAACCUUAACAUCCGGUCGGGUAAGGAACCAAGGCCGAUUGGAAGGCAUACGGAAAAGCUGUUGCUAAUCUGGUUGCCAUGGAUACUGAGAUUGGAUCCUGGAAAAUAUUACGAUAAUGAAAAAUCUCCAGUUUAUCUGAGGAAGACAGCAAUUCAAGAUGUCCUAAUGAUUGGAGUAAAACCGGAUAAGUCGCACAAGGAAAAAGUGGGUGUGGUUGGCAACGUGGGACGCACGUCAGGACGAAGAAAUGAUCCGCAGUUGAGAGAAAAAUGGUUAUUCGUUGCAGUGGUGGUUGAUCGGUUGUGUUUGGUUGGGUCGGUUUUAUUUGCGUUCAUUUCAGUCGGAAUUCUAUUAAUUUCAAGUUUGACUAUUCACUAA